AUGCCAUCAUCACACAGUCGUUUACCAAACCAUUAUCAUCAAAAUUUAAAAAAACGUGCACAAUUAACAUUGUUAAAUUUGCGCUUAAUUCGAAUAUCUAAACUUCAAUCAAUUGCCAUUAUACUGUUGCUACUACUCAUCUAUUUCACAUUUUUAAAAAGUAAUACAACUAAACCUAUAGAUCGCAACCACCAUGUAUUAUAUACUCCUCGAAUAUUUGAAGAUUCAGAUAAUUGGCUUGAAAGGAUUUAUAAAAAUGUAAAUACCUCAAUAUUGCAUCGACAUACAUAUCCACAAUUAUUAGAAUUAACUUCUGACUGGAAACCAUAUUUACAUUCUGAAUCUUCCGAGUUAACUGUUAUUUCCAUAAUUGACAAACUUGAAAACAUCAAACCACAAUUGGACUCUAUACUCAGUCAAUCAACAAGACCAGAAAAUGUUAUAAUUGUUACGUCAAAAAGCAUUGUAAGCGAAAUCUCACAACUACUUGAAGAUAACCACAUUGAUUUUAUAAUGUCUAUACAUGUUAUGAAUACCAAUGAUAAAUUAAAAUUGUUAGGUUGGUUGCAACUUACACAACAUAUAAAAACGACUAAUGUGCUUUUUUUGGACUCUGGUGUAAUACUUGGCGAAAAAUUUAUUCAGAACAUGCUCCAUGUUGCAAGCACCAAUGAAUAUGGUAACGCUCUGUUGGGAACUAUGGGUGCAUACAUUAAAGUUGAUGGUGGUUUGAACAUGAACAACAACGAAAAAUCAUUGGUUUGUCUGACAGAAAAUAAUAAUAAUGAUCAUUACUAUCAGGAACUAUCAUUGUCAGAUCCGGUCACCAGCUCUCAAAAAGUUGAUAUGCUGACUAAUAUUUGGUUUUUCAAAAGGCAAUGGAUUUCUACGCUGUUUCAAGAGCAAGGUAGAUUGGAUGUUAUGUUGAAUGGUCUCCCCUUUGGUUUCUAUUUCACUUAUGCUCUCAAAUAUCAUGAAAACGUGCCAUCUUACAUCCUACCUAUUCACAAUAACGAUAAAAAGACUUGGGGUGACAACAAUUUAAUACAACUGGACACAUGUAAAAAUCUGCAAUCAACUCUCAAAAACAAUGUUCCUUGGAACAAUCUUGUUGACCACGGUUAUCCUCUAGUGCUCAAAGAAUCAUUGGUAAAGAAAAAUAUAGGAUUGAACAGACUUCUGUUUGUUAUCGACGGUGAAUAUCAAGAAAAAAUCUUUAGACCAUUAUUUUGCAAUUUAUCAACAAUCAAGAAUAAUUUGGUAAACGUGGUGGUAACUGGUAGUUCACGAGGAAUGUCUGCUUUGAAACUUAAAUCCACUCUUUUGAAAAAUAAUUAUUAUUCAAAAUGUAAAAAUUUAGAAAUUUAUGAUUUAGAUAUCAAGACAGUUUCUUACAAUGAUGAUAUUGAAUUGAAAAUUAAAGUUUUUCAUGGUGUUAGUCGUAUAAUACAAUUUAUAGAACCAGAAGUUGUAAUUUAUUCUAAAAUUAAAAUUGAAGAAAGCAAAGUUGUUCACGGGAUAACACUUGCAGUAAACAAAUUCAAAAAUAUCACAAAAAUACAACUACCUUUAGAUGAAAUCCAUUAUGCAGUAGAAAUUAUGACUAAUUUACCAUUUGAAUCAUUAAAAAUACAAAUACUUACACAAAAUCGAGCAGAUUCUUUGAUGCGUCUUUUGUCAUCAUUGGAUUCAUCAAUCUAUUUUGGUGAGGAUGUUCCAUUAACAAUCAAUAUGGACAGAGGUGCAGAUAAUCUAACAAUAGAACUUUCAAACACAUUCAAAUGGGGUCAUGGUAUGAAGAACAUUAGACACAGAGUGCUUCAAGGUGGUUUAUUACCUGCUGUAGUUGAAGCAUAUUAUCCUUAUGAUUACAAUGAUUAUGCACUUAUACUCGAAGAUGACAUUGAAUUAUCACCAUUUCAUUAUCUUUGGUCAAAGUACGCUAUUCUAAAGUAUAGAUAUGGUCCAGAUAAAGCAUAUAGUAAAAGAUUGUAUGGUCUAAGUUUAUAUAAUCAGAAAAAUAUGGAACUUCCACUUCCUGGUCGUAAGAAAUUCUUUCCUGAACUGGUGUUAGAAAAUACAAAAUAUGAUAUCAGAUCACCAUAUCUAUGUCAGGUUCCUUGUAGUUGGGGUGCAGUCUACUUUCCAGAAAUAUGGCGCGAGUUCCAUGAAUAUCUUAUUGCUCGGCUAGAUGAUCUCAACACUUACAGCCUUCAGAAUAUAGAAGUGCCAUAUAGUCGAUCAAAUCGUUGGAAGAAAUCAUGGAAAAGAUUUUUAAUUGAACUGGCAUAUCUUCGUGGCUACGUGAUGUUAUAUCCAAAUUUUAGUAAUUUUACCAGCUUCUCCACAAAUCAUGCAGAGUUUGGUGAACACAUUCAUUUCCGAGAAAGUAGACCUGAUCCAGGCUCCAUAUUUGGUGUACCAUUGAUGCGAGAAAAUAUCAUUUUCCAGGAAUUGCCUGAUGGUCAACUAGCCAACUAUAAUGCGUUGCCUGUAAUGGAUUUAUGGGGAGACCUUGUCACGUUUGAUGGAUUGCUACGCCGUGGCCAUCAUCUUCAAUCUAAUGUGUCGUUAUGUUCACCACCUGACAAAGAUGAUGAUCCAACAUUUGAUCCAAGUGACCUGUUAUGCAUUAACCCAGUUGAGAAACGUAAAGCAUUGGCCGAGUCACAAAAAUAUAAAAGAGACCUGAAUAUCAUGUUGAGGGUUUUUCAAGAGGUUAAAGAUUUUGCUGAAAAAAAUGAAAAGAAAAUGGGUCCAAGAAAAUUUAUAAGGACUUUUUUGCAAAUAUUAAAUGGAACAUUCGUGCCACCACCCAUCAGAUUCAAUGAUCGCAACGAUAGCAAUUAUAUAUUAACAGACGUUGAUCAAUAUGAUGAUAAAAAAUUGGUAGCUGGAAGUAACGGUGGUUUUAAUCAAGAUAUUGGUAACAGUCUAUUGGUAGAUGGGAGUAAUGCAUUAACUCAAGCUGUUAAUAAUAACAUAUUAACAGAAGCCAACACCAAUACAACGAUAAUGGAUGAGGAUAACCAAAUUGCACAGAAAGUGGAAACGAAAUAUAAAGAACAAAUCAAACCUUUGAGGAUUUAUGAAGAGAUACUUACUACUGUAUGGUUCAAUAUCAAAAGCCCUGAAGCUGAUACCUUUGACAAUUCUAAGGAUGGACUGAAUAACAUCAGGACUACCCGCUUGAUGAGCAAACCUUAA
Messenger RNA from Entrophospora candida, 3207 nucleotides. Lineage: Eukaryota; Fungi; Glomeromycota; Glomeromycetes; Entrophosporales; Entrophosporaceae. The record is from the annotation of a GenBank genome assembly.